AUGAGGUUGGUGAACUCAGUUUGUGUCAUUACAGGCGGAGCUUCCGGCCUUGGUGCUGCAACAGCACGACUCCUCUCUCAAAGUGGUGCAAAAGUUGCUAUCUGGGACAUGAACGAGCAAGAAGGCAAAUCUUUAGAAUCAGAGUUAUCACCUAACUCAAUUUUUUGCAAAGUAAAUAUCGGAGAUACCCAAAGCAUCGAAGACGCGAUAAAAGAAACACUUUCCAAAUUCAGCCAAAUAAAUGUUCUUGUUAACUGUGCUGGGGUUCCUUUAGCCGCUUGAACUCUAUAUAGAGGAGAAGCCCAUCCUUUAGAUUCUUUUGAGGAAGUAUUCAGGAUAAACGUCAUUGGCACUUUUAAUGUGACUCGAUUGGUUGCAAAACAAAUGAUUUCACAGCCUAUGUUUGGAAAGGACAGAGGAGUCAUAGUUAACGUUGCAAGUGUUGCUGGAUUUGAAGGUCAACAAGGCACUGUAGCUUAUGCUAGCAGCAAAGGCGCAGUUAUUGGAAUGACCCUUCCUCUUGCAAGGGACCUUGCUUAUUAUAAAAUAAGGGUGGCUGCUCUUGCACCAGGACCUUUUGAAACCAAGAUGGGAAGCUUGAUAGCUCCACAAGUAUCAGAAAAAUUAUUAAAAGCAAUUCCUUUAAGGCGCUUUGGAGAAGCCUCAGAAUUUGCACUUGCAGCGAAAUUCAUUAUUGAAAACCAAUACAUCACAGGGCAAACUUUAAGAAUUGAUGGAGGAGUUGUUUUACCUAACUUAUAA
Blepharisma stoltei is the source of this 762-nucleotide messenger RNA. The record is from the annotation of a GenBank genome assembly. NCBI's taxonomy places the organism in Eukaryota, Ciliophora, Heterotrichea, Heterotrichida, Blepharismidae.